Amaranthus tricolor (Joseph's coat) is the source of this 1314-nucleotide messenger RNA. RefSeq names its product F-box protein FBW2-like. The record is from RefSeq and is a predicted model, not a curated record. The transcript is spliced from 3 exons. NCBI's taxonomy places the organism in Eukaryota, Viridiplantae, Streptophyta, Magnoliopsida, Caryophyllales, Amaranthaceae. The annotation marks the transcript as partial.
CUGCCUCUCAUAAGUGAUCCCCUCCCCUGUUUUCUCUCCUUUUUCAUCAAACAAUUAAGAACUUUGAUUGCUUAUCAAUAUCAUCCAGUAAUCAAAAUGGGUGAUAGGCCUUGGGAUGAACUGAUGCCAGACACAUUAGGUUUGAUAUUUCAAAAGCUUCCAAUUGAUGAAAUAGUAAAUGUAAUCCCAAGUGUGUGUAAAUCAUGGGCCAAGGCGGUUCGAGGCCCUUAUUGUUGGCAGGAGAUCGAUAUCGAGGAGUGGAGUCGUUAUCGACGACCUGAAAGCAUUGAUCGAAUGCUUGUAUUGCUGAUUGGAAGGAGCUGUGGUUCAUUGCGCAAACUAUGUGUCUAUGGCUUAGCAUCUGAAAUGAGUUUAUCCUUAAUAGCUGAUCAUGCCAAGUCCCUUCAGAAUCUCCGGCUGCCAAGAAGCGAAAUAAGCGACUCAAUGGUGGAACAAGUUACUACAAAGCUUUCUAGCCUCACUUCCUUAGAUUUGAGCUACUGCACCAAAAUUGGAGCUCCUGCUCUUCAAGCAUUCGGAAAGCAUUGCAACCUUCUCACUAGUUUGCAGAGGAACAUGCACCCUUGGGAUGUAACAGAACGCAUGAACCAGGACGCAGAAGCAUAUGCUAUAUCUGCAACAAUGCCUCAACUCAAGCACCUCGAAUUGGCGUACUUGAAUGUUACAACAGAUGGCGUUCUUCAGAUUAUUAAAAACUGCCAAGAGCUCGAGUUGCUGGAUAUCAGAGGUUGUUGGAAUGUAAAACUCGAUGAAGAAUUUCUAAAGAAACGUACAAAGUUAGAGGUAGUGGGACCUCUAGUUGUGGAUUACUGUGGCAAUGUGAAAGAUCAUUUGAAUCUCUACCAUGGUUCCUCGAGCUUCUGGGCAUGGGGUUUUGCCGAAAUGGAUGAGUAUGAUGAUGGUAGUGAUGAUGCUGCUGAUAUGUCCGAUGAUAUCUGGGACGAUGUGCAUGAGAUGCAGGACUUAGGGUUGGUGGCCUAUGAAGAUGUGUUUGGUUAUUACUGAAAGUAGAAUGUCUUCAUAAACUUCUCUGGUUUUUCACAAAAAAGAUUCAUCGUUGGCUCGAAAUUUGAAGUCUUGGUGUGCAUUGUGACUAAAGUGGGGUAAAGUUUUUUCACCAUUGAUGUAGAUUUUAUUUUCUUUCACUGAUUUCUAUAUCUAUUUAAGAUGUAUUUUCUGGUUAAUUAGGGAUUGGCAGUAAACUGUAUCACAUGCUUCAUAAGCAGAAUGUAUAUUUAGUCUUUAUGUAUUACUAUAUGUGGCUAUGUUAGUAAUGUAAUAUAGUUUUCGGUA